This is a messenger RNA of Fusarium vanettenii 77-13-4, 1919 nucleotides long. RefSeq lists its product as uncharacterized. NCBI's taxonomy places the organism in Eukaryota, Fungi, Ascomycota, Sordariomycetes, Hypocreales, Nectriaceae. Gene Ontology annotation, molecular function: acyltransferase activity. The record is from RefSeq and is a predicted model, not a curated record. The transcript is spliced from 4 exons. Gene Ontology annotation, cellular component: endomembrane system. Bases 274 to 1521 code for a protein of 415 amino acids.
CUGACUUUCCCAGUGGUUAGACCGCUCUCUUUCACUUCCGCUUGAUAAAGCUGCCACGAGGCUGGACUCUGGUGGCGGCCUCUUUUAACCUCGUGUGCGUCCCACGCGACCCCUCGUCUUGUUCUGUUUGGCUGCAGCUCAAGGCAGGCAACUCUCUUUGUUGAGCUGGACGAUAUAUUAGCUUGAGACCGCCAUUUCGUUCGCUUCAACAGCGUCCUUUUAUCACUACCAGUACCUAGCACCGAGCAACAUACACGACGCUCAUCCACCGUCAUGGCCGAUCUCAAGAACGCCGACCCCUCCGAGGCCUCUCUCCCCGGUCCGGACCUCACUGCGGGGCUGACCGAGAAGCCCAAUGUCGCGCCAAAGGUUGCUCAUCCGUCAGGGAGGGAAGGAUACGGAACCCUGAUGCAGAUCCUCCGCGGCGCCUUGUUCAGCUUUUAUUUUAUGACAUGCUGCAUCAUCAUCCACAUUACCCAGUUCAUCGGGGCGCCGCUGUACUUCUUCAACCGCGACUGGUACUACGCAUACAUGGCCAUGACGAAGCGGUCCUUUUGUCUCACCACAACUGUCAUGACCCAGAUCUGGGGUCCUACAACUAUUCGAAUCAGCGGUGACGAGUCGGUUGCGGGCCAGAUCAAGCUGCGACCUGAUGGAGGAGUGCAGUUUGAGUUUCCCGAGCGCUUGGUCUUGAUUGCCAACCACCAGAUUUACACUGACUGGUUGUACCUCUGGUGGGUGGGAUAUGCCAACUCGCCUGGGAUGCAUGGUCACAUCUACAUCAUCCUCAAAGAGUCUCUCAAGAUGAUUCCUCUGAUCGGAUGGGGAAUGAUGUUUUACGGAUUCAUCUUCAUGUCAAGAAAGAUGGCAACCGACCAACCCCGACUGGCCUAUCGUCUGAGCAAACUCAAGCAGCGCAAGGUGGACCCAAAUGGAAAGUCUUAUAUGGAUCCCAUGUGGUUGCUGUUGUUUCCUGAAGGGACAAACCUGUCAAGGAAUGGAAGAAGAAAGUCGGCUGGUUGGGCUGCCAAGAAUGACCUCAAGGACCCUGAUCAUGUCAUGCUUCCACGGAGUACGGGCAUGUUUUUCUGUCUGAACGAACUCAAGGGCACGAUGGACUACGUCUACGACUGCACAGUCGCGUAUGAGGGAAUCCCCCGAGAUGGAUAUGGAGAGGAGUUGUUUGGCCUGUCUAGCACUUACUUCCAAGGUCGACCCCCAAAGUCGGUCAACUUUCACUGGCGUCGUUUCCGCAUGGCCGACAUCCCCCUGGACGACCAGAAGGAGUUUGACCUGUGGCUGCGAGAGCAGUGGUAUCAGAAGGAUGCCUUGAUGGAGCAGUACAUGACGACCGGCCGGUUCCCGCGCAUGGCUGGGAGCAAGGUUGACUAUAUCGAGACCGAGAUCAAGACGCGACAGCCUUGGGAGAUUCUUCAGAUCUUUGCCGUGGUAGGCACGGCUGGGCUAAUCUGGCACAACAUCAAGAAGACAUUUGUGACGGCGACGUCGAUGUUUCGGUGAGGCGUAUUCGCGAGCGAGUGGGUUGAUGCCGCACUUCAGGGGUUGUCUUUGCUUUUGCGUCGACUUGGGGAUACGUUGGCUUGAGGAUACACAGUAAGAGGGGGACGACGGGACACACUUGACGACUUGCACGAUUCUUGGGUUCAGACCCCUUUGGUUCUUUCGGUUCUGGUUCGGUUUGUUUUCUAGCAUUUGGAGGAGAUACCGAGGCGUACACAGGACAAGAUGGGUUGGCACGGAGCAUCAAGGAAAGAUGGGUGAGGUGGGAGAGUAUGGAUUCGGUCAGUGUCCGAAGGCAAAGGACAACUCAUGACCCGUAGAGGAGGUGAAAGAGGAGGGCGGAACCUCCCGAGUGAGAGAACUCACAGCGUUUCUGCAAUGGACAAAUUUCCUCUCUC